AAGAAGAAGAAAUCCUAGAAUAAGGCCGUUCAUGUUCGAAAUAACUUCUUAAAUUCCCCGUGUAUUUUAUCAUUGUGAUAUCACUUUGUUCAGAUUUACCCGUUUACUUACGCCUCGGCCCCCAAAACAAAACGUCAGCAAUUUGUUUGUAUCACAAAAACUGACGAAGUGGUUCUGGAGAAGAUCCCCCCACCUAUAAUCUCCAACAUCUUGUCUUAAUUACACGAAUAGUGAGGCCAGAUAACGAGACCCUACGUUGCUCCGUGCUCUUUAAGAUACCCUGCCGCUUGAGACAACUCAUCAUUCAUCUUUAGAUCCAAGCCAGGCCUGUCUCAUCGCAAAACCUAGGCUCGCUAACCCACGGGUUCUGCGGGGUUGGCGUUAUACACGACGACAUUACGACAUCGCGACAUCGCAAUUUUCCAAUUCGCUGCUCGCACGCGCAACUCGGCUAAGGGGAAAAAGGGAUAGAGAGAUAGACGAUGCUUCUUCUCAUAGGGUUGAGCUAGUUAGAGCGAUGAAUCCUCCUAUCGGGAUGCUGUCGUUGUUUGCUACUGGCAUAUUAAAGGUGUCGCGGAUUGCGGCAGGCAUCCGAUGUCUAACAUUCAUUACGGCCUUUGCGCUUUUCAUAACAAUUGGCGCGGCGCAAUCGUUGCCAUAUAUCCCGACUAGCAUAUUCAUUCCAGAAUCGAAACCUGCGCCGGCUCAAGAUAAUACGACAUCAGCUGUCGCAUACAUCUUUUCACCGAAAGACGAUGGCGUCGACUUACUAGCGCUCAACUUCUCGAGCAACCUGCGCACAUCGUCGCUAUCACUUCAAACUUUGACGUCGAGUGCACCCUUUUUGGACUCAAAUAAUACAGCAUUUACCCCGUCGCUCGCAGAUAAUGGAUCACUUAUCGUUUAUGCAGGCGAUUGUUCUUCUCCAGCAAGUUCCGAAAUAUGGACAUUCAACCCCUCACCAAACGACGAUGCCUCAUCAUCAUGGAUCAAAGCGAGCACCACACUAACUACCGAAGAAGAUGCUAUUCAAGUAGGGCCAGGCUUUUUGGGAAGCAGUUUUAGUUUCUCAAACAUCCUGGAACCUCAAUUAUCGCAGGCGACAACCUAUGUUUAUGGGGGAAUGUGCCCCAACUCAACUUCUAGCGCAACCACUUCACAAUCCAAGGCCACCUAUUCAAACCAGAUGAUCAGGAUCACACCCUCGGAGACUGAUUCAGGACAAUUCGCAGUUGAUCCUGUUUCCAUUAAAGGUCCGCCUAUAGCAGAGGCUGGAUUCACCUUUACCGGCCUAUCUCCAUCCAUCUCCAAUCAUUCUGGAACAGUGACCCAGCAAAUUAAUUAUGUACUUCUGGGUGGCCACACGCAAUAUGCUUUCGUCAACAUGAGUACUGUCGCAAUUUGGAGCUUACCGGAAGAGAGCUGGAGUUUUAUAUCCAGCAUUAAGAUGGCAAGUUCAGGUUCUGGUAACACUGAACUUGCGGUCAAAAGCACUAUCGACUCUAUAGAUAGUCGGUCCGGUCAUACGGCCGUACUUAGCGAGGACGGAACUUCCUUGGUUAUUUUUGGCGGUUGGGUUGGCGAUUUAACCCAAGCCGCUUCACCACAACUUGCUGUUCUCCAGAUUGGAGCUAGUUAUGGUGGGAAUGGAGAUUGGCAAUGGGCGGUCCCCAAUAAGCAACCAUCGGGAUCGGGCAUCUAUGGCCAUGGUGCUGCGCUGCUCCCGGGCAAUGUUAUGAUGGUCUACGGAGGCUAUAGUAUUUCAUCAUCUGGAGCCAGUUCCAAGAGGCAAGAAAAUGGCACACCCAUGUUCCUGAACCUCACCUCCAUGAGCUGGACUGAUAGCUACACAAACCCCACAUAUACUAAGACAAGCGACAGCGGUAACUCCAGCAGUACCGACGACGAUACGAAAAAGCGCCUAGGUCUAGGAUUGGGAUUGGGCCUUGGAAUCGCUGCUAUUGUUGCAGCUUUUAUAAUUUACUUCCUUUAUCGCCGUCGUCUACGCCACAAGCGCACAAUCCGUGAAUCUGCCAUCCGUGCGUUGGCUCAAGAUACAUCCCGUUUCCUACCUCACGACGAUGAAAUGAUGGAACAUGACCACAACAACGGAGCAUGGUACACAGGCGGACCCGAUCCAUACAUGCGCGGCUCGCGCUCCUUAGGGUAUCAAAGCCUCCAAACCGGGAACCCUGGCAUGGACAACAGCCGACACUCCUGGUUCGGUGCACCUCCAGCACAAGUCCUACGCAAACCCCUCCCUCGCCGGAACACCUAUGACCCCCCUUCAUCGCGCGGUGCCGGGGCUAUUCACCCUAUCAUCGAAGCCGACGAAGACGACGGGGCCAUCACGCCCAGCGACCAAGCCUCCCCCCUCCACGACCCAAACACAGACGGCCGGAACGAUUCCGAUCCCUUCCUAACCCCAACGCAAGAACUACAACCCCAAAUCUCACUCCCACCACCUAGUCGUGCAUCCACAACCCCUAGUCCAGACGAACGGCGGCGCAUUCUAGUCGCCGCGGCGACAGCGACUACAACAGGCACCACCCUAACCACCGACCCCGAAGUACAAGACUGGAUGACAGACGUAGAAGCCAUGGACGCGCUACUAAGCAGCGCCGCACAACGGUCCGGCCAAAACUCACCCACAAAGCGUCACUCUGCCCCUGCCACCGCGAAACCAAGCCGUCAAACCGCGGAAGACGACGCGCGGACCGCAAGCAGCGUAUCCGAGUCCAGCCGCAACAUCCUCAGUCUCGGCCUCGGCAGUAUUAACCUCGGCCGCUCGAGUUCCUCCCGCUCGCAUAAGAACACACCCGGUUUCGGCGUAGCAGCCGCAGCGCUAGCGGCUGCGGCGGAUGAGGGACGGGGUGGCAGUAGUUCGAGUUCGGCGCCAAGUUAUAAUACCGCACGGAGUAGUUUUGCCGCGUUGCAGGCGGAGGGGCCGUCUUUGCUGUUGGGUAAAAAUAAGGAUGGCAAUAAUGGGAGCAAUAACAAUAGUAACGAGGAUUACAGUAAUGAGAAUGGGAAUGAUGAUGAGGACCCGCAACCGCCUGGGAGCCCGAGUAAAAGCAAGCCUAGGAGGAGUUGGCUGCUGGGUAGCUUGCGCCGCGUGUUUAGUGGGUCGACACCAAGUCCGACGACGCCUAGUAGUCCGGAGAAAGAUGGGUUUGGGUAUGGGUAUGAUGAUGGGAUGGCGGAGGCAAGUGAUUAUGAUGCACGGCUAAAUAGCUUGAGCGGGAUCGCGGCGGGAAGUGGGCUUUUAAGACGGAAGAGUGGGCGUGGCGAUUGGGAAGCCAUGGAACAGGGUUCAAGACAAAGGAGGAAGGGAAAGGCAGUGGGGACGAGAUUAACUGAGGACAAUUUCAGGAGAGAAGGUGAAAGGAGACAGGAAGAGGACGAUGAAGAGUGGGAUAUCGAGAAGGCGGUCGAAAAACGGUUAGUGCAGGUCAUGUUCACGGUGCCUAGGGAGCCCUUGCGUGUAGUGAAUGCCGAGCCGGAUAUCGAGAGUGGGGAGGACGUCGUGCUUGUAGAUCCUGAGGAAGAAAGUCUAGAAAGCAUGGAGAAAGAAAAGAGUGGACAAGAAGGAGAUGCAAGAAGAGAAGAUCCUGUUGCGGAACAAGAUCUUGGGGAUCCAAGUCCCGUAAGCGAAGAGAGGAGCCUAGCAGAAGAGGCAGAAAAGGAUAUUUUGCGCGGAGUGCGCGAAGAGUUAGAAGCAGAAUGGGAGUGGGGUAGGGAUAGUAGGGGAAGACAGCCCCGAACACCACCGCCACGCUUGCCGCCUCCAGUGAGCGAAGGCACGCGCCUUCUAAGCGCCGAGUCAGGCAGCGAGUCCCGGAAGAGAAAACCGUCGCGGUCUCCAGUAGUGGAUACGGAUGGUGAUGUGUUCUCGGCGCAAGCGGUGACGCUCGAGAGGCCGCGAACACGAGUUCUUGCUAUGGUCGAGAGCUUCGAGAGUCUCGAGAGUAAGAGCCGCGAUGGGAGUUCUGCUUCGUCGCCUACACGACCAUAACUUCUCUUUUAUCGGGUGUCUAGCGCAGUGCGGUGUGUUUACUAUUAUGGGAUAGGGGUCAAACGGCGUCAUUAUGUGGCAUGGCGGAUACCGUUCGUUAGGCGUCUGGUUUGAACAAUUGGGCUCCAAGGGUUGGAAUUACAUUGUAUUGUUAUUUUUAUAGGGCUUCCCUCGUUACUCUUUGGGUUUUGGGCGGAAGAAGAGUAUCUCUACGACCUACGUUUAAACGAUGCGUCGUGAAUUGGAACGGAGUAAAGCGAAUACAUCCCAUUCCGACCUGUUCUUAACCAUGUAUAUACUGACUAUGCGGUUGUCCAUGAUAUUUUCGUGUAUAUAGUAGAUGCGUGUAGUAGUAAAAGAACCCGAAGCUCAUUGCUCAUAAUUCAUUAG
This is a messenger RNA of Hypoxylon trugodes, 4405 nucleotides long. RefSeq lists its product as uncharacterized. Gene Ontology annotation, molecular function: protein binding. The transcript has a single exon. Bases 518 to 4015 code for a protein of 1165 amino acids. Lineage: Eukaryota; Fungi; Ascomycota; Sordariomycetes; Xylariales; Hypoxylaceae. The record is from RefSeq and is a predicted model, not a curated record.